UCAAAGGCCCCACAACCAAUCUUCCUUUUACAAAACCAUGCCGUCAUCUUAAUUUUCAUGUUGGUAAUUCAACCCACUCGUAGGGCCAUAAAAAAAAGAUCAACAAAUAGUUUUCUACUAUCAUCAUGAUGGAGACAUGAACAACAACAACAACAUCUUCAACAACAACAACAACAACAACGACUUGUUCAUCAGCCACAAAUUCCAAGGUGUAUGUUUCUAUUUCUCUUCCCUUUUUCUCCUUGAAUUUGUCAAAACCACACACUAUUUUCAAAUGAACUUUGUUUGAGUUUUCUGGAAUCCGAUGAUCUUUUUUUGUUUGUGCUAGGUAAUGUUGUUUUGAUUUGUUAAUCUUUCAAAAUAUUCUUUCAUUCUUUUAUGCAUAUAAUAACUAUAUAUUCUUUUUGUUAUUAUUAAUACAACAAAUUCAUUAUAAUUAUAGAACUAGCACUCACAAUCACAAUCACAGAUUCAAUUCAUAUAGGAACACAUUGUUUGAAUUUGUAAAGAAAAAAAAAAGUAAAGUUUGAUUGGAUUUUAUACAUUCAUCGGAUUCCUUUUUUUAUAAUCAGAAUUUGAAAGGAUUUUUUCACACACACACUUAGAUUCUGACACUGCAUUUCUCUUCUCUUUUGUAACAUACACAUGCAAAUUGAGUUUUAGGGGAAAAAACCGAAAACAAAACAAAAUUUCUUCCACAUUUGAUCACUAAAUUGAGAGAAAAGGGAAGAGAAAAAAAGAAGCAGAAGCAUUGGGGUGAGAGAGGAAACAAAGGUGACAAAAACCAUAGACGAUGUUGGCUGGUUGUUCUAGCUCGACAUUGUUGUCACCAACUCACAGGUUAAGGAGUGAAGCAUCAGCACAGUUUCAAGCUUGUCAUUUUCAGCUACCAUCAAUGAGCACACAGAGAUUGGACUUACCUUGCAGCUUCCCUCGGAAAGAUGGUUCUUCGCGUUCGCAGCAGCCAUUGAGGCCGGUGGGGAUAUCAGUGGAGAAGCCUGAAGUCAAGAACAACAGCAGCAGUACUUGUUCUCUGCAGCAGAACAUUCGGUUACCGCCUUUAGCAACAACUGCUCAGUCAUUGGGAGAAAUCAAGGAUGAGGAGUUUUGGGAGAAGGGUGGGAGGAGCUUGAAGAGGCUUGCAGAACAUGGAUCUUUGGAUGAGUCUUUUGCAAAUAGAGCUAAGAGGAAAAAGGGGAAUGGUGGUGAUGAGAAUUUUGAUGAAUUUGAAAGGGAAAGUUUCAGUUUGGCACAAUUUGGAGCUGGAAACUUUUGGUCUGUUCACAGUUUUGGAGGGUUUAAUAGCCCUUCACUUCCUUUCUCUUUGAAUUGUUCUGGAGAUGAGGAAAGGGUUUGUUUUGCUCCUGCUGAAGUGAUUUCUGCACCUUUGCCUUUGUCUAACAAUCCUUGGCUUGAAUCUGCUGUAACAAAGAUCACCAAUUUCGGUGAGGGUAGCCACCAACAUCAACACCAUCAUCAUGUCAAUGAAGGUUCAGUCUCUAAUGGUUCAUCGGAGAGUCAGAGUUUGAGCUUGAGGUUGAAUGAGAAUGCAUCAGAACAUGAAGAGGGUAAUGGUUCAGGGAAUCCUUAUCAGCAUGAAGGUACUGAAGUGGAGACAGGAGAAGAGGACGAAGAAGAGGAGCAUCGUGGUUUUGAGCUUUUGAGCUUGCUUACUGGUUGUGUCGAUGCCAUUGGGUCAAGGAAUGUGGCUGCAGUCAACCAUUUCAUUGCAAAAUUGGGUGAUCUUGCAUCUCCAAGAGGAACUUCGAUAAGCCGAAUUUGUGCUUAUUUUACAGAAGCCUUAGCCAUCAGAGUCACUAGGCUUUGGCCUCAUGUUUUUCAAAUCAGUGCCACUUCUCGCGAUUUUGACAGGGUGGUGGAUGAUGAUGAAACUGUCACUGCAUUGAGGCUUCUAAACCAGGUUACCCCAAUUCCCAAGUUUCUUCAUUUCACAUCGAAUGAGAUGUUGUUGAGGGCUUUUGAAGGGAAAGAAAGGGUUCACGUUAUUGACUUCGACAUAAAGCAAGGACUACAAUGGCCUAGCUUCUUCCAAAGUUUAGCAUCAAGAACUAAUCCUCCAAGCCACGUUCGAAUCACAGGCGUGGGGGAAUCGAAGCAAGAGCUGAAUGAAACUGGAGACAGGCUUGCUGGUUUCGCUGAGGCAUUGAACCUUCCCUUUGAUUUUCAUCCAGUGGUGGACAGGCUUGAAGACGUGAGGCUUUGGAUGCUUCAUGUGAAGGAACAUGAAACUGUGGCUGUGAACUGUGUUUUGCAGCUUCACAAGACACUUCAUGAUGGUAGUGGAGGAGCAUUGAGAGACUUUUUGGGCCUCAUUCGUAGCACCAAUCCUACAAUUGUUGUUAUGGCAGAGCAAGAAGCGGAACACAAUGAGGCAAGGUUGGACUCAAGAGUAUGCAAUUCAUUGAAAUAUUACUCAGCGCUGUUUGAUUCGAUUGAUCACAGUGGCCUUCCAUUAGAGAGUCCGAUGAGGAUCAAGAUAGAGGAGAUGUUAGCUAGGGAGAUAAGGAACAUCGUUGCUUGCGAAGGAAGGGACAGGUUGGAGAGGCACCAGAGUUUUGGGAAUUGGAGAAAGAUGAUAGUGGAGCAUGGAGGGUUCAGAUGCAUGGGAGUCACUGAUAGGGAACUGAUUCAGAGCCAGUUUCUGUUGAAAAUGUAUUCUUGUGAUAAUUACAGUGUUCAGAAGCAGGAGCAGGAAGGAGCAACAGCACUUACUUUGGGUUGGCUUGAUCAACCUCUCUACACAGUAUCUUCUUGGACACCGAUUGACGUUGCUGGAAGCUCAUCCUCUUUUUCUCAGCCAGCUUGAAUUCAUUCAUUGCCACAGAUUUUCUUUACUUCAUACAUUGUUUCAGAGUCAGAUACAUACAGAAACAGCAAAAAGGGUAGGAGUCAGCAAGGGAAUUCUUUGUUGGUAGAAAAAUUGUCAUUAUUAUUCUUUCAUUCUUUAUUGCAGAUAAGAUUUACUAGUUCAAAGGGUAGUUAGUGCAAUUUAUUUGUAUUAAUACAUCAAUAUUUUCUGUUCUUAAUUUUAUAGUCAAGUCAAGAUUUCCAGAUAUACAUUUGAAGUCAAAUUCUGCUUCACUAUUUCAUUUUUUAUGUAUUCAUUAUCAAGUCGUUGUACUAUUUGAAGGUGAAAUGAAAUUCAUUACAAUUCAUUCUAAA
Molecule: messenger RNA, 3183 nt
Organism: Medicago truncatula (barrel medic)
Lineage: Eukaryota; Viridiplantae; Streptophyta; Magnoliopsida; Fabales; Fabaceae
Product: scarecrow-like protein 28
Exons: 2
Coding region: 794-2827 (677 amino acids)
Source: RefSeq, a predicted model, not a curated record